Daktulosphaira vitifoliae (grape phylloxera) is the source of this 3052-nucleotide messenger RNA. RefSeq names its product dipeptidase 1-like. The record is from RefSeq and is a predicted model, not a curated record. NCBI's taxonomy places the organism in Eukaryota, Metazoa, Arthropoda, Insecta, Hemiptera, Phylloxeridae. The transcript has 13 exons. Gene Ontology annotation, biological process: proteolysis. Gene Ontology annotation, molecular function: metallodipeptidase activity. The coding region runs from base 221 to 1921 and encodes 566 amino acids.
UGAAUGCGUUUUUCAGCCGUAGUCGCCGUGCGGCACAGCCACACAACGGUCCGCGGUGGUAUUCACGUCCGUCGCUGCCGGCCAGGUGACACGCUCUUGCCCGACAGUCGUGUACACGUGCGCGUUCUGGUACUUGCGAUGGACUCGUCAUUAUGUCGCACCGUAGACAGGUGACUACUGCGGCAGCUCAUUGUCGGCGACGUGACGUAAUUUGUUGAUCAUGGUUGAACAGUUGUUACAAGAGCGAUGCGGCCGACAACUGUCCACAUGUGUUCGAAUGAAUACAAGAUUAGCUGGAGUGGAGUUCGAAUUCAAUUAUGGCAAACGUCAAAAUUCAAAAAAAUCCGUGGACCAAAGGGAAAGAUCUCACGUUGCUGGGAUAUUUGAUAGAGAACCUAAUGUAGACUUAGAUUUAGAUCUAAAAUACCAUUUACAAACUUGUACAUGUUCAUGCAACCAUAUGGGGUUCGGAAAUUACAUGGAUUAUUAUCAGACCGAAUAUAGCGACAUGCAACAGACAUCGAGGCCAUCUUCUUCUGCAAAUAUCAGACGUGAUAGUUUGUGUAACGGACAAAUACACAACAGACGAGAAUACGAAUCCCCUAAUGGUUCAAUAAAUUCUGAUAGAAGCAGAAAAAGAACUGUGUAUGAAAUACAAGUUCGACCAUGUGCAGGUAUUUUGUUUGUAAUAGUGGGAGUAGUAAUCUUACUUGUUUGGAUUGCAAUGCCUAAUUCUUCGGAAGUACCGGGUGUUCUUACUUCUCACCAAGAAGAAACAUUAGAAGUUAUCCGUCGGAUACUCAAAGAAGUUCCUUUAAUCGAUGGACAUAAUGACUUACCAUGGAAUAUUAGAAAAUUUGUUCACAAUCAAUUGAUGUAUUUCAAUUUUUCAACUGAUCUCAAAACGGUAGAACCAUGGUCAAGAAGCAAUUGGUCACAAACUGAUAUUCCUCGACUUAAAAAAGGAUUAGUUGGUGCUCAAUUUUGGUCGGCUUACGUGCCCUGUGGAAGACAGCACCUGGAUGUUGUCCAAACCACAAUGGAACAAAUCGACGUCAUUAGAAGGCUGGCUGAAAACUAUUCCAACGAUUUACAGCUUGUUACUUCGGUUAAAGGGAUACGAGAAGCACAUAAAGCUAAAAAAAUCGCUAGUCUUAUUGGCGUCGAAGGUGGCCACUCGUUGGGUAACUCUUUAGCAGUUCUUAGAACUUUCCACAGCCUUGGUGCCAGAUAUCUGACGUUAACGCAUACAUGUGAUACAUCAUGGGCGGGAUGUUGUUCCGGCUUAGAAUCACCGGAAAAUAAACAUCAUGGGCUAUCUCCGUUUGGACUGUUAGUUUUAAGAGAACUUAAUCGAUUAGGAAUGAUGGUCGAUCUCAGUCAUACUUCUGUUAGAACAAUGGAAGAUGCACUUAAUCAUACUCUAGCACCUGUGAUCUUUUCACAUUCUUGUGCAUAUGCAUUAUGCACUUCUUUAAGAAAUGUUCCUGAUCACGUGCUCAAAUUAGUGGCCUUAAAUGACGGCAUUGUCAUGGUAAGUUUCUACUCAUACUUCAUCAGCUGUAACUCUACAUCGACGAUGGAACAAGUUAUUGCUCAUAUAAAUCACAUUAAAAAUGUGGCUGGAGAAGAUCAUGUUGGAUUAGGUGCUGGUUAUGAUGGAAUAAAUCACACUACACAAGGACUUGAGGAUGUAUCACAUUACCCGUUACUGUUAGCAUCAUUAAUGGCCAAUCAUUCAUGGACUGAAGACCAAGUAAAGAAAUUGGCUGGAAACAACUUGUUAAGAGUAUUUUCAAAAGUUGAAAAAGUAAGAGAUGAAUGGAAAGAAGACGGCAUGAAGCCGAUGGAAGACAUACUACUUCCAUUGAACAAAGAACCACUUUUACCAAAUUGUACAGAUGGUUAUAAUACGACUUAGCGUUUUACUUAUUGUUUAACAUUGAAUAUGUAGAGUUUUUAUACAAACUUGGCAUAUACUAUUGAUUUAAAUUGUGUUAAACUACUAAAAAAACUAUAGAAGUUUAACAUCACCACAUUAUUACAUAUUUCCAAAAACAAAAUAGAACUUGAUAUUAUAUUAGUAUAUUUACAUUGGUGUGUUCACAAAGUCAGAUCUAAAUUUGAAUUAUUAAAUGUUAAACAUUGUACAAUUUCAUAGUUAAAAUACAAUUUAGGAAAAAUUAAUUGUAAUAAUAAUAGUUUUAUAAAAUGUUGAAAAAUUUAAUUUUUAAUUAAAAACUUAAUUUAAUUAUUAAGGUAAUUUGUUGGGGUCUAAAUUAUGCAUAUUUAUAUUAAACCCACUUUCCAAAAUGUUUUUUAAUGGAUUUCACAGAGUAAUUUCUGAUUAAUUUUAUUUCUAUAACAAUUUAAGAAAUACAGAUGCAGAAACAGUUUUUUAUGGAGUGUAUAGAAAAUACCAUGAGUAUAAUUAUGGUUUUCCAUCGUGAAUUCUAUAGCUAUUUGUUGGUUACAUUUCAGUGAUCAUUAUUUAUAAAAAUUAAAAAAUAUAUUAAAUAAAUAUCUUCAAAAAAAAUUUAUAUAUUAACAAAAUAUUAAACAUGUUCAAUUAUAUGUCACAAAAUUAUAAUACGAAAUAGAUAAUUUUGUUUAAUAUUGGUAAACUUUUUAAUAAAAGUGUAGCAUAAUUAUUUGUCUUUUGUAUAGUUCCAAUCAAAUUAAAACUUCUACUUUCGUUUUUUAAAGAGCUUAUGAACUAAAUAUAUAUUGUUAAAAUUUAUUGAAAAGUUUAAAAAACAUUUUUUUCGGGGUUCUUAUGUUUUUAAUACCAAUAAUUUCAAAUUCUCAUUAGUCUUAUGAGACAAUUUAACAGUUUUAGUUUGUUUACUUAUGUUUUAAACAGAUAUUUUUUUUUUUAAUCGUGUUUUUAACAACCUAGUUUUUUUGUUUACAGUUAAUAUGAAUUUAUUUUGUAAUGGUACAAUCAAUUUAGUUAACUAAAACAUUUAAAUGAUUAUUUAAUUGAAUUGUAUAUAAUUGUUGUUUUUACUUCACUUAGUAACGUUUUAUUUUAAGAUCAUAUAAAAUAUAA